AUGGCCGCAAUUCGUGCCAGUCGCAUUCGGAACCCCGCAUUAUUCGUCUGCGAUAUCCAAGAGAAAUUCCGCAAUGUGAUCUAUGAAUUUCCCAAGCUCGUAACAACAACGACCAAAGUGGUCCGCGCCGCAGAAAUCCUCCAAAUCCCGACCUUCAUCACGACCCAGAACCGCGCCAAACUGGGCGACACCAUUCCCGAGCUGGCUUCGCACCUGAAAGGCGAGCACAUCAAAGCCGACGUCGACAAGACCCUGUUCUCGAUGGUCACGCCCGAAAUCGAGAAGCUGCUGCCGGUGAAGGCGCAGGAUCCGUUAGAUGUUGUAAUUGUGGGUAUUGAGACGCAUAUCUGCGUGACGCAGACAGCACUGGACCUGCUGGCGCGCGGGCACCGUGUGUACGUGUUGGUGGACGGGGUCAGCAGCGUGAACGCGGAGGAGCGGGGCAUUGCGCUGGCGCGGCUGAGGGAUGCGGGGGCUAUCGUGACAAGUAGCGAGAGCGUGUUGUUUGAGAUCGUGGGGGAUGCGGGGCACGAGGCGUUCCGCGCGAUCAGUGGGCUGGUGAAGGAGACGAAGGAUGAGACGAAGGGGGCGUUGGGGGUGUUUUCGAAGAUUUGA
Molecule: messenger RNA, 615 nt
Organism: Penicillium macrosclerotiorum
Lineage: Eukaryota; Fungi; Ascomycota; Eurotiomycetes; Eurotiales; Aspergillaceae
Exons: 4
Coding region: 1-615 (204 amino acids)
Source: RefSeq, a predicted model, not a curated record